AACGAAAUGAAAAUGUGGCCGAACGCAGCAACCUCAAGAAUCCCAACCGCAUCUCGACACCAGAACCAGCCCUUCGCCUUUGAGCAACACGCAGGAUACCAAGACACCCCCAUCCCCUCCAUCACGAGCGCCCAGGCUUGCGCCCCAGCCACGGUAACCAUGAGCGCCCCGCUCGCGAGCAAGCAGGAGUCGCUGAAGAUCUUUGAGCAGCUCAAGAAGAAGAAGCCGAACAAGACAUGCUUUGACUGCGGCCAGAACAACCCGACCUGGACGUCGGUCCCGUUCGGCAUCUACCUGUGCCUCGACUGCUCCUCAAACCACCGCAACCUGGGCGUGCACAUCUCGUUUGUGCGCUCCACCAACCUUGACCAAUGGCAAUGGGACCAGCUCCGCGUCAUGAAGGUCGGCGGCAACGAGUCGGCCACCAAGUUCUUCCAACAAAACGGCGGCUCCGCAGCGCUGAACAGCAAAGACCCCAAGACGAAAUAUCACUCGCCUGUUGCCGCCAAGUACAAGGAGGAGCUUAAGAAGCGGGCAGCAAGGGAUGCCAAAGAAUAUCCGGAAGAGGUGGUCAUCACCGACGGCAUCGAGGUCGGCGACUCCAACACCCCCGCCGGCGAGCCCGAAGACGACUUCUUCUCCUCGUGGGAUAAGCCCGCUAUCAAGAAGCCGACACCGCCUGUCUCACGGACCGGAACGCCCCCGGUUGUCGGCCGCACGCCGUCCCCGUUCCUCAGCGCCGGAGGCGCCGGCAAGGACAUCGCGCGCUCGACGUCACCUCUGGCCAAAUCCGAGUCGGCUGACGGCGCCACGAAGCCGGCCCCUGCCAGCCGUAUCACGCACUCAUCGGCGCUCAAGAAGACAGGCGCGGGCGGCGCCAAGAAGGCCAACGUCCUGGGCGCAAAGAAGGUGACGAGCAAGCUCGGCGCCAAGAAGGUCACGGCCGACAUCAUCGACUUCGACGAGGCUGAGAAGAAAGCCAAAGAGGAGGCGGAGCGCAUCGAGAAGCUAGGAUACGACCCCAACGAGGACGACGACUCCUCUGCCGCGACCAAGAAGGGCACCAAGGCCGACUCGGGCGCCGGGGGCAUCCUGCAGCCAACGCCCGUGGCUCCUUCGCGCAGCGGCUACGGCUCGUCGGCCUCGCACAGCCGCGAGAAGUCGGCUUCGGAGAUGGAGAGGCUGGGAAUGGGUAUGGGCAGGCUUGGCUUCGGCCAGAUUGGCGGAAACAAGCCCGCGGCCCAGGCGAAGAGGGCUGGCACUGGUGGCUUUGGCUCAGUCGGCCCCAUCAAGGCGGCCCCGGAGGCCGACGAGGAGAAGUACGCGCGCAGCAAGUUCGGCGCGCAAAAGGCCAUCUCCUCGGACGAGUUCUUUGGCAAGGGAUCCUUUGACCCGAACGCGCAGGCCGAGGCUAAGACACGGUUGCAAGGAUUCGAGGGGGCCUCGGCCAUCUCGUCCAACGCCUACUUUGGCCGGGCCGAGGAGGAGGAGACGGGCGAGGAGUACGGCGACCUCGAGACGGCGGCCAAGGACUUUAUCCGUAAGUUCGGCAUUACGGCCGGCGACGACCUCGAGGCCCUCACGUCUAGCCUUGGUGAAGGUGCCUCUAAGCUACAGGGCGCUAUCCGCAGCUAUCUGGGAAGCUAGUGCCUUGCUGUGCCAUGAUUAGACGAGAAGCAAUGAAAUGAACAGGCGGCAGAAGCGUGGGCUUUUUUUGUAUUUUGUGAGAUGGUAGAUGCGCAUUCUCAUGGGGCCUGGGGGCGAAGGGAAAUUUGUCAUAUUUUUUAUGAUGGGUUUUGUUUUUAAUGAAGGACGAGGUGCAGGGCGAGCCGGACUAGACCCUCUCAGAUGAUAACACCGGCUGGUUGGUGCUGAUGUUGGCGUCUAUUUGAUGCUCAUUUCUGCUGCAUGUCUUGGUCUACCGUCUUGAUUUGUUUUCUCGUGGAUCCGGAGGAUUACAGUGCGCAGAUGUGUGUGUGUGUGUGUGUGUGUGUGUGGAUGGAGAACUAUGGAAAAAGUUGGACACAAGCUCGGCGUGUCUAGACGGAUAGAGAACAUGAUGCUACGUGCGCUUUUGAGUAUACGACCAAGUGAAGACGCUGGGAAAUAACAGAAACAAGUCGAUUUUAUCAAUUAUCCAAACACCAGAC
Molecule: messenger RNA, 2150 nt
Organism: Gaeumannomyces tritici R3-111a-1
Lineage: Eukaryota; Fungi; Ascomycota; Sordariomycetes; Magnaporthales; Magnaporthaceae
Product: arf GTPase-activating protein
Exons: 5
Coding region: 7-1647 (546 amino acids)
Biological process (GO): COPI coating of Golgi vesicle
Molecular function (GO): GTPase activator activity
Source: RefSeq, a predicted model, not a curated record